AUGUGGAAGGCUUUCCUUGGUUAUUUGGGACCUCAGGAAGAACAAUGGAAAGCGUAUGAUUCAGUGGAAUUGAUCAAAACUUACAGUGGUCCACCACGCGAAAUACUGAUCGAUCAAGGCACGGCUGAUGAAUUUUUGGCGAAGAAACAGUUGCUGCCGGAAAAUUUGCAGAAUCUAGAUAAUGAUAAGGUAAAGGUCAAGUUGAGAUACCAGGAAGACUACGAUCACUCGUACCUCUUUAUUGCGACGUUCAUCGAAGAGCAUUUUGCAUUUCAUAGUGGAAUUUUGUCCCAAAAGAUUCCUGACAAAUAA
Gongylonema pulchrum is the source of this 312-nucleotide messenger RNA. NCBI's taxonomy places the organism in Eukaryota, Metazoa, Nematoda, Chromadorea, Rhabditida, Gongylonematidae. The record is from the annotation of a GenBank genome assembly.